Messenger RNA from Linum tenue, 1173 nucleotides. Lineage: Eukaryota; Viridiplantae; Streptophyta; Magnoliopsida; Malpighiales; Linaceae. The record is from the annotation of a GenBank genome assembly.
AUGUCGUCUCUCGCCCGCGUCCUCCGCCGCGCCUACUGCACAGCCACAACGACCGCCGCCACCACGACCACAACAGCCGCUGCCGUCGAGCCCAGCCUCAAAGCACUCUCCGAGAGCCUCUACAAAGAGCGCAGCCUCAAGCGCCUUGUACAAAAGUUCAAGAAGAGCUCGGUAGACCCGCGCUUCCGCACCAAGAUCGGCAUUUACGAAGACGUCAUCCACCGCCUGGCCUCCGCGAAAUGCUUCAACUGGAUCGAGGAGGUUCUCGAGGACCAGAAGCGGUUCAAGGAUAUCUCCAAGGAAGGUUUCAACGCCCGCCUGAUCUCUCUCUAUGGUAAGGCCGGGAUGCUCCAGCAGGCACAGCAGGUGUUCGACGAAAUGCCCAGCAGAAACUGCAAGCAGACUGGGCUGUCCUUCAACGCCCUUCUCGCGGCGUGUUUGAAUUCCAAGAAGCUGGACAAGGUCGACGAGUUGUUCAAGGAGUUGCCGAAGAAGCUCGAGAUUCAGCCCGAUGUUGUCUCCUACAAUACCCUGAUGAAGGCCUAUUGCCAGGUGAUGGGUUCCAUCAACUCGGGAGUGAAGCUGCUUGACGAAAUGGAAGCCAAAGGUUUGGUGCCUAAUCUGAUUACUUACAAUACGCUUUUAAGUGGGCUUUAUACAGAUGGGAGACUCGAGGAUGGGGAUAGAGUCUGGGAGAAAAUGGUGGGGAAAGAAGUUUCUCCUGGUGUUAGAACCUACAAUGCCAAGUUGCUUGGGUUGUCUUCAAUGAAGAGAAUGAAAGAAGCAGUCGAGUUACAUGGAGAGAUGAAGACCAAGGAAUUCAAACCUGAUGCCGUUAGUUUCGGUCUCCUGAUCAAAGGGUUUAUAAAGGAGGGAAAUUUGGAGGAAGUGAAGCGAAUGUACGCCGAAAUGCAGGAAGCUGGGUUCAAACCCGACAGGUUUGGUUUUGCAAGGCUGGUUUCUUUUGCUUAUGAGAAGGGUGAUGUGGGUUUUGCUUCGGAAGUUGCUAAAGACAUUUUCAAGGCGAAGAGGCUAGUUGAAGAGAAGCUGUUGCAGCGAGUGGUGGACUGUUUAGCCAAGAAGUCGAAGCGCGAGGAAGCAGAGGAGGUUGUGCAGCUUGGAAACAACUGUGGUUACUUUCAUUAUAAACUGAAGGUGCCAACAGAGGAGUAA